This is a messenger RNA of Iphiclides podalirius (scarce swallowtail), 285 nucleotides long. NCBI's taxonomy places the organism in Eukaryota, Metazoa, Arthropoda, Insecta, Lepidoptera, Papilionidae. The record is from the annotation of a GenBank genome assembly.
AUGCGCUUCCCCGCAAAGCCCCGCUGUGGGACUCUGAACGUUAAUGGCAACGCAGCAUGGCCCGAAUUCGCUCGAGUAAUUUUGCGAUCCAGUUACACUGAAAUCACGUGCUCCAACAUCAGUAAGCGCCGCGGGCGGCGGGCGGGCUCGCGGGCGAAAGUGGACUCUAUCCCCACGCGUUUGGGUCUAGAUUUUAUCGCGUGUAUCGUUCGUUGCGCAAACCGCGGCUCGUGCGAUGUAAUCGUUCAGGAUUCACUCCGCCCCCGAGCCGCCCCCGCCCGCCGC